Molecule: messenger RNA, 1443 nt
Organism: Fraxinus pennsylvanica
Lineage: Eukaryota; Viridiplantae; Streptophyta; Magnoliopsida; Lamiales; Oleaceae
Source: the annotation of a GenBank genome assembly
AUGGUGAAGAUCUGUUGUAUUGGAGCUGGAUACGUUGGUGGUCCGACAAUGGCCGUCAUUGCCCUCAAGUGCCCGUCCGUUGAAGUGGCUGUCGUCGAUAUAUCUGUUGCUCGUAUCACUGCCUGGAACAGCGACGUGCUACCGAUAUACGAGCCUGGCCUUGACGAGGUGGUGAAGCAAUGUAGAGGGAAGAAUCUUUUCUUCAGCACAGACGUUGAAAAGCACGUCUCAGAAGCUGACAUAAUCUUUGUUUCGGUGAACACUCCGACAAAAACUCGAGGCCUAGGUGCUGGAAAAGCUGCUGACCUUACGUACUGGGAGAGUGCUGCCAGGAUGAUUGCCGAUGUAUCCAAGUCCGACAAGAUCGUGGUCGAGAAGUCAACCGUUCCGGUGAAAACAGCCGAGGCAAUCGAAAGAAUUUUAACGCACAAUAGCAAGGGGAUCAACUAUCAAAUUCUUUCGAAUCCAGAGUUUCUUGCCGAGGGGACUGCGAUUCAGGACCUUUUUAGACCCGAUCGAGUUCUCAUUGGAGGACGAGAAACCACUGAAGGACAAAAGGCAAUCCAAGCCCUGAAAGCGGUUUAUGCUCAUUGGGUGCCAGAAGAAAGGAUCAUUUGCACCAAUCUCUGGUCAGCCGAGCUUUCGAAGCUUGCUGCCAAUGCAUUCUUGGCUCAGAGAAUCUCCUCUGUUAACGCAAUGUCAGCACUUUGUGAAGCAACUGGGGCUGAUGUCUCACAAGUGUCCCACGCAGUCGGUAAGGACACGAGAAUUGGGCCAAAAUUCCUCAAUGCGAGUGUUGGCUUUGGCGGUUCGUGCUUCCAAAAGGACAUUCUAAACUUGGUUUAUAUUUGCGAGUGCAAUGGCUUAACCGAAGUGGCCAACUACUGGAAACAAGUUAUUAAGGUGAACGAUUACCAGAAGAACCGAUUUGUCAACCGCAUUGUUUCAUCAAUGUUUAACACAAUUUCAGGCAAAAAGAUUGCGGUUCUUGGAUUUGCUUUCAAGAAAGAUACAGGUGACACAAGAGAGACUCCGGCCAUUGACGUGUGCAACGGUCUGCUUGGGGACAAGGCACGCUUGAGCAUAUACGAUCCAGAGGUCACUGCAGAUCAGAUUCAGAGGGAUCUGUCUAUGAAAAAAUUCGACUGGGACCAUCCCCUUCACCUCCAGCCAAUGAGUCCUACCUCAAUGAAGCAAGUGAGCGUCGUUUGGGAUGCUUACGAGGCAGCUAAGGAUGCACAUGGUCUUUGCAUUAUCACCGAGUGGGAUGAAUUCAAAAAGCUCGACUAUAAAAGGAUUUUCGACAGCAUGCAAAAGCCUGCAUUCGUGUUUGAUGGUAGGAACAUAGUGAAUGCCGAGAAGCUUAGAGAGAUUGGAUUUAUCGUCUACUCCAUUGGGAAACCACUCGAUCCAUGGCUCAAGGACAUGCCGGCUGUAGCUUAA